ACAAUUUCUGAAGGCAAAAAUUCUUGUGUAAUCAGCAUUUUCGCGAAAAGUGUUGAUGAAGCAUUUCGAUUGAGCUUUUUCCUUUUGAAAUCACCAAAAACAAAUAGUGAUAGUACGACAGUUCUUCAGAAAAUGGGUGAUUCAAAUCUUUUAGAUCAAAUAUCUAAGCUGCGAGGUGCCAUCAACACUUACAAAGCUGAACCCAAAGAUAUCACAUCAAGUAAACCUUAUGAGGCCAACUAUUCCACCAGGGGAGGUUCUUUUAGAGGAAGAGGGCGCGGAUCAUUUAGAGGAGCAAGAGGAGGCUUCCCAAUAAGAAACAGAACACUUGUUGUGAAUAAUAACACCAACAGUGAUUCUGAAUUCGUCUCAACAGUUUCUUCAAAUGGUCGCAAACUUAUCAACAAAUCAAUAUAUGAGAAGGAACUACAAGAGAAGAACCUAAGUAAAGAGGAGAAAGUUGAGAAACUUAAAGAGGCACAAUUUAAAAUAACAAUGAAAAAAUUGGAAACUAGAGCUUCAAAAAAUAGAGUGCGUUUGGAUUUAUGUGAUCGUUGUAUUAUUGAUGGUGAUUUAUAUUCAAUUUCAAGAUAUGGGGCAAGAUUGGUGUUGUUGGAUAUUCCAAGUGGGAUUAAGCCAAGAAGAAUCAACUGGAAUGGAUAUCAGUAUCAGAGACUGAAGACUGGUAAUUUGAAACUGGUCAACACAAAAGUCUUCCUGAAAGAACAAUGUCGUUAUUUCCAAAAAACAGGUGUUUGUUCAAGAGGAACAAAGUGCAAAUAUACACAUAAUUCAACCAAGGUUGCGCUUUGCAAAAACUACAUCAGAGGAAGAUGUCAUGGUGACUGUGCCCUAUCUCAUGAACCUAACGAAUUCAAUGUUCCAUUAUGUCAUUUUUUCGCAAGGGGAGGGUGUAAGAAUCCUCAAUGUUUGUUUUUACAUGUUGAACCUGAGUUGGAGUUGGUGUGUCGUCCAUUUUCUAUCGGUGGAUAUUGCUUCAGAGGUAAGAAUUGUAAAUUUACUCAUAGUUUUGAAUGUCCAGAUUUUCAAUUAUCAAAAGAAUGUCCAAGAGGUAAGAAUUGUAAAUUAACUCAUUCAGAAAAGGAUAACUUAGAUGCCAAAUUGUUGUUCAACACAUUGAAUCCUGAUUAUUAUCAGUUACCAAAUCUGACAAAAUUGGAUAACUUACAUGGUGAUCCAAGAAUCCAAAAAUCAGAAAUUGAAGAAGAUGCGUCAAAGUUUGAAUUAUAUGAUAGUGAAAGUGAUGAUGACCUUGGCGAGGGAAGUGUCAGAUCCACAGGUCCUGAUGGCCUAGAGGUCAAUGCUGACUUUAUUCAUUUCUAAGGUCUGAGUGUAUAGCUAUAUCACCUGUAUAAUAAAAAGUAACUUGACUAUUUCAAUCUGUAGAAUAUCUUGUA
This is a messenger RNA of Hansenula anomala, 1418 nucleotides long. RefSeq names its product zinc finger CCCH domain-containing protein. The transcript has 4 exons. NCBI's taxonomy places the organism in Eukaryota, Fungi, Ascomycota, Saccharomycetes, Phaffomycetales, Wickerhamomycetaceae. The record is from RefSeq and is a predicted model, not a curated record. Gene Ontology annotation, cellular component: nucleus. Gene Ontology annotation, molecular function: metal ion binding. Bases 133 to 1344 code for a protein of 403 amino acids.